CUCUCCUUUGACUGAUCUAACUCGACUUGACACACCGUGGGACUGGAGUGAUGAGUCAAGGGUGCUUUCAACAGACUGAAGCAUGCACUCAUGAAUCAUGAGGUCCUCAUGGUUCCCGAUCCUCAGAAGCCAUUCAUAGUGACCACUGACGCAAGCCAAUACGGCAUUGGUGCAGUGCUGGCUCAACAGGAUGGGAAAAAGUUGAGACCGAUUGAGUACAUGAGUAAGAAGAUGCCAUCAAAGAAGUUGGCAAAAUCCACCUACGAAAGGGAACUCUAUGCUCUGUACAAAGCACUUGUCCAUUGGAGACACUUGCUAUUGGGAAGGUUCUUCUACUUGAGGACUGAUCAUCAUACCCUCAAAUGGAUCAAGACUCAACCGGCUCUUUCUGAUGCACUCAGGCGAUGGAUUGAGGUCAUAGAUCAAUAUGACUUCAAGCUUGAGUAUCUGAAGGGAGAGUAUAACAAGGUUGCGGAUGCGCUAUCCCGUAGAGCAGACUACCUAGGUGCGCUAGUUUCUGACUUUGGCGUAUCUGACGAAGUAACUCAAUCAUUGGUGGGAGCCUAUCAGGAAGACCCUGUCACGAUGGACAUCAUGCUCAAACUUCAGGCAAAAGACAAGGCCACGGAAAGUGAGUUUGUGAUGGUGGACGGGUUACUCUAUCUUGAUAAGGCAGGAAUAAAAAGGUUAGUAGUUCCAUCUAGUGAACGUUUGCGUAGUUUAUUUUUAGGCGAAUGUCAUGACGCAACCGGGCACUUUGGCUACAAGAAGACGAGUGCUAACUUAGUACAACGAUUUUGGUGGCCUGGUAUGUUGGAUGACGCGAAGAAGUACGUAGAGACCUGUCAGGUCUGUCAACAGGACAAGCCGCGAACUCAAGCACCGCUUGGGUUGUUGAAGACUUUGCCUAUCCCUGCUGGUCCAGGACAGAGUGUCUCCAUGGAUUUCAUGGACACCCUGGUGACUAGUAAGAGUGGCAAGAGGCACAUCUUCGUCAUCAUCGACCGAUUCACCAAGUACGCUAGACAAGUGGCUAUGCCAGAGACCUCAAGAAAUGACUAUGUCAUCAAGUUGUUCAAAGACAACUGGGUGCGUGACUUUGGUUUACCAAUGUCAAUCGUUAGUGACCGAGAUGUCCGAUUCACAAGUGAGCUGUGGAAGAAGACUGCAGAACAGAUGACUUCAGGGAAUCAUCCCGAAGCCAACGGACAAGCCGAACAAAUGAACAGAGUUGUACAGCACUUGCUGAGGCAUUACAUCAAGCCCAUCCAGGAUGACUGGGAUGAGCAGUUGCCUCUCAUCGCCAGCCUGUACAACAAUGUUGUCCACAGCAGUACCGGCGUUAGUCCUAAUCAGCUACACUUGGGAUGGAAGCCUAGAUCAGCAUUAGACUGCCUCCUACCUGAAAACCGACCCGCCGCAACUCCAAGCACACUUGAGUAUGGUGUGCAAUAUGAGAAGUUGCUGCAAGACGCUGUCGAGCACAUGAAGAAAGCUCAGCAAGCAAUGAUUGCUUCUGAGAAUCAACACCGUAGACAGUCCACAUUUCAGGUAGGGGAACGAGUCUGGGUCAAAGCUAGUGAGUUAGGACAAGAGUUGAGAUGGAUGGUCCCACAUAUGUCAUUCGUGUCCCUGGACACCUACGCACUCACCCAGUCUUUCAUGCCUCAAAGCUUGCACCUUUCGCUGAGACAAAUCAAUUCCCUUCCAGGAGAUCGAUGCUGCCCCCAACCAUGAAUGGACAAGUGGACAUCGACGACAUUGUGGAUCACAGGGAUAUGCCUGUUCCGAAGCCGCUGGGUCGA
Messenger RNA from Chara braunii, 1805 nucleotides. Lineage: Eukaryota; Viridiplantae; Streptophyta; Charophyceae; Charales; Characeae. The record is from the annotation of a GenBank genome assembly.